UUAACCAUUCUCUAUUUCAAAGUAUUACACUCUUACAAAAACGCAUAUAUGGCAGAAUUUCAGAUGAACACCAAUAUGUACGUAGAACAUUCAGCACAAGGAGGAGUACUAGAAAGUGGAGAAGUUCAUAAAAACAUUGACGAUGAUGGGCGUGAGAAAAGAACUGGUACGGUGCUGACAGCGAGUGCACAUAUAAUAACUGCUGUGAUAGGGUCAGGGGUGCUAUCUCUAGCAUGGGCAAUGGCUCAGUUAGGGUGGGUGGCUGGUCCUGUUAUUCUCUUUAUCUUCUCUUUCAUCACUUACUUCACUUCAACACUUCUCGCCGAUUGUUAUCGCUCUCCUGGCCCUAUCUCCGGCAAGAGAAACUACAGUUACAUGGAAGUUGUCCGCUCUCACUUAGGAGGUAUUAAGGUGCAACUGUGUGGAAUAGCCCAGUAUGGUAACCUCGUAGGAAUUACCAUUGGAUACACAAUCACUGCAUCUAUCAGUAUGGUGGCAGUAGUAAGGUCAAAUUGUUUCCACAAAAAGGGGCACGAAGCCAGCUGCUCAGUAUCAAAUUACCCAUAUAUGAUUAUCUUUGCAGUUAUAGAAAUAAUUCUUAGCCAAAUACCGAACUUCCAUAAGCUUUCAUGGCUAUCCAUUCUUGCUGCAGUUAUGUCUUUUGCUUACUCUCUUAUUGGUCUUGGACUUUCCAUUGCCAAAGUUGCAGGUGCAGGGCACCAUGUAAAGACAAGCCUAACAGGGGUGCAAGUAGGGGUGGACGUGUCAGGUUCAGAGAAACUUUGGAGAAGCUUCCAAUCCAUUGGAGAUAUUGCCUUUGCUUAUGCUUUUGCCACCGUUCUCAUUGAAAUACAGGAUACAUUGAGAUCGCCACCUGCAGAGAACAAGGUUAUGAAAAGAGCAUCACUUAUUGGAGUUUUUACCACAACCUUAUUCUAUGUACUAUGUGGUACCAUUGGCUAUGCAGCCUUUGGAAAUGAUGCUCCUGGAAAUUUCCUCACUGGAUUUGGUUUCUACGAACCCUUUUGGCUAAUUGACUUCGCUAACGUUUGCAUCGCUAUUCACCUGGUUGGAGCUUACCAGGUUUUCUCCCAACCAAUAUAUGGGUUUGUGGAGGCUCGUUGUAGUGAAAGAUGGCCAGACAACAAAUUCAUCACUUCUCAACAUGCGAUAAACAUUCCAUGUUUUGGUCAUGUUUACUAUGUAAACUUUUUCAGGUUGUUGUGGAGGACAGCAUAUGUUAUAGUAACAGCAGUAAUUGCCAUGAUAUUUCCAUUCUUCAAUCACUUUUUGGGUUUAAUUGGGGCAGCUUCUUUUUAUCCAUUAACUGUCUACUUACCUAUAGAAAUGCACAUUGCUCAGAGGAAAAUUCCAAAGUAUACUUUCACUUGGAUAUGGCUGCAAAUAUUAAGCUGGGGUUGCUUAAUUGUGUCACUUGUUGCAGCAGCUGGAUCCAUACAGGGUCUUUCUCAAGAUCUCAAGACAUAUAAGCCUUUCAAAUCUCAAGCUCAUGAAUGAGUUUUAAAACAAUGUAUAACUAAAUUUGUAGUACUUUCAAUAAGAAGUUUCUUGAGACAGUGUGGUUGUGUGUAACUCUUACAAAUUUGGUACGGAACGUUAUAUGGCAUCACGCUACUUGAACACCGAGCAGCACUAGGUCCAACGAUGAUUAGCUAGAUCUCCUUUGCCUGAAAAUUACACUGUGCGUAAGUGAACCUUUUUUUUAUAUGUAAAUUAUAUCGAUUGUUGAAUCCCAUUAACAUAAACAGGGGAGUUCAUAAA
Molecule: messenger RNA, 1782 nt
Organism: Nicotiana attenuata
Lineage: Eukaryota; Viridiplantae; Streptophyta; Magnoliopsida; Solanales; Solanaceae
Product: amino acid permease 6-like
Exons: 7
Coding region: 49-1518 (489 amino acids)
Cellular component (GO): plasma membrane
Source: RefSeq, a predicted model, not a curated record